CUCAGCCGACUCGUGGUGUCAAAUUUGGGGGCCCGUCAGGGUUGUUCUCAUAGCUAAGAACAUCGGCAAGGAAAUUCGGUCAAUGAUACCGAAAAGGAAAAUGCAGUCAGCAGGAUCCUUAUAUGGCCACCCAUAUAAGUUAGCCGAAGUGGCAUCCGCUUUCUACCCGAGGGAGGGUGAAGAUGGCCCCUGUAUGUACGGAUACAUAAUCAAGACUUGUUGCAGGCUCUGCCUCUAGCUAGCUUGUUCUUGGCCCCGCGAUUUCACGGUGCCGUUGUUUUACUAUAUCGCGCCUUUAGCCAUGAUUUCGCAUUGAUAUAGGUCAUUACUGGUCUCCGACACCCAAGGCUAACCUGAUCUUGCACAAUGGACCCAUCAGCACGGGCUUCGCAGCCAGGCCGCGAAGUGAGGAAUACUUACGACACGGACACCGUUGUUGUCGACAGCCGAACGGGUCACUGGACCGCGCCGUUCCAUGACGGCUCCGGACACAGCUACGCGGCCAUCUCCGAACCGAAUGGUGCUUUCGUGGGGAACAACAAGGCAUCAAACACUGCUGGGAUCAACGAAGCUUACGAAGGUCGCCACGACGGCCUCAACUCUCCCUUUGGCGUGAGCCAGCUAUGGACGAAGCCAACCGAGGCAUUGCCGGAAAUACCGCAAACCGAAGUCUUUUACAUUGGCUCGCCUGAUAAUAUCCUCGGCGUCAACUGGCGUGAGGGCUUCUCAAGAGGAGGCCUCCCUGAUAGCGUCAGCGAGGGGGGGUAUACACUGAGCAAUACCGGCACACAGAUAGCGGCAUACUGGCCGUCUACCCUUCUCCAAGCCAGUAACGGAGACGUCGUGGAGGUGUUCUACGAAUACAAAGCGCCGAAAUUCCAAGAGCAAACAGCAGUCGGCAUUACAGCCUCCCCCGGUUCGGCGCUCGUGAUUCUUCCCAGGGAGGUAAUUCGCUCGGCUGGCGAGAGGACAACAUCAUCGAGCGCAAGAAUCAUUUAUCGGGACACCGACGGAAGGCUGCAGAACUACGACCGCUCCUCCGGUGGCCAAAAAGUCACAUCUUCGGGCCAGUUGCUGGGGACUGUGGACUCAAACUUCACCAUGGCCGGCUUUGCCGUUGCACGACUCGACUCGGGAAGUGGGGGAUCGGGUGCCCUGAACACAUGGAUUUUGUACCAAGACUCCAAGACCGGCAAGAUAUCGUACUUGUACGAGGAUGACACGACGGGCUGGAAAGGGCCGGAAACGGAUGCCGUAUUUGAGGGGGCUAAUAACCCGACACAACUCGCUUGUGUGACGGCCAGCUCGGCCAAGGUCCCGCAGGUUCCUCUGGUGGCAUCGCACGAUCUAAGCCAUUGCUCCUUCUAG
Colletotrichum navitas is the source of this 1368-nucleotide messenger RNA. RefSeq lists its product as uncharacterized. Lineage: Eukaryota; Fungi; Ascomycota; Sordariomycetes; Glomerellales; Glomerellaceae. The record is from RefSeq and is a predicted model, not a curated record. The transcript has 3 exons. Bases 367 to 1368 code for a protein of 333 amino acids.